Messenger RNA from Didymosphaeria variabile, 975 nucleotides. RefSeq lists its product as uncharacterized. NCBI's taxonomy places the organism in Eukaryota, Fungi, Ascomycota, Dothideomycetes, Pleosporales, Didymosphaeriaceae. Bases 1 to 975 code for a protein of 324 amino acids. Gene Ontology annotation, cellular component: mitochondrial inner membrane; mitochondrion. Gene Ontology annotation, molecular function: glycine transmembrane transporter activity. The transcript has 2 exons. The record is from RefSeq and is a predicted model, not a curated record. Gene Ontology annotation, biological process: glycine import into mitochondrion.
AUGUCCAAUGGCUCGAAGUCGCGCUCCUCGUCGUCCUUUCACUUCUUUGCGGGCAUGAGCUCGGGCAUACUCUCUGCCGUCCUCCUCCAACCCGCCGACCUGCUCAAGACCCGCGUCCAACAAUCGCACCAGAACACACUCCUCGCAACUAUAAAAACAAUCGCAAGCGGUCCAAACCCAAUACGGCAGUUCUGGAGAGGCACACUGCCAAGUACAUUACGCACGGGAUGCGGCUCCGCGAUAUACUUCUCCGGCCUGAAUGCGCUGCGGCGGCGGGUCAGUGAGCGCGCAAGCCUGCGCGCCGGUGACUGCGCAAAAACAGGAGAUGGACACUCAAGUACUCUGCCCAAGCUGAGCAACACGGCGAACCUAGCGACGGGUGCGGUGGCGCGGACAUGGGCUGGCUUCAUGAUGAUGCCAAUCACGGUGCUGAAGGUGCGGUACGAGAGCAACUUGUACUCGUACUCGUCACUGUUCUCUGCAUCAAGAGACAUUUUCAGGACAGAAGGUUUUCGCGGCUUCUUCGCCGGGUUCGGCGCAACGGCUGUCCGCGAUGCGCCCUACGCGGGCCUCUACGUCCUCUUCUACGAGCAAUCCAAGAAGCGACUUUCCCGCCUUGCUACAACGAUCGAAGAGAAAUCUGGUAUGCCGGCUGCGACUGCGAGCCUCUCCUCUAGCACUUCGGCCGGCAUAAAUUUCCUCUCUGGCGUCAUGGCUGCUGGUCUGGGAACCACCUUUACGAACCCGUUCGAUGCGAUCAAGACGCGGAUACAGCUGAUGCCCAGUCGGUAUUCAAACACGAUACAAGCGGCGAAGAAGAUGCUGAGGGAGGACGGAAUGCGGAGUUUCUUUGAUGGGCUGGGGAUACGCAUCGCGCGGAAGGCCAUCAGCUCUGCGCUUGCGUGGACAGUCUACGAGGAGUUGAUUAGAAGGGCGGAGGGGAGGUGGAGAGAGGGUAUUGAAGAAAAAGUGUAA